AUGGGGCCAGCCACCCUCCUCCUGGGGCUGCUGCUGCUCCUGGAGACCACCCAGAUCCUUGCCUAUCCUCGACAGAACACGCUGGAAGGACAGCCAUGGCCGGAGGCCCUGAAGGAGUCUCCCUUCCCAUGUGACCCAAGGAAGCUGGGCUGGAACCUACCCUCCCAGUCAGUUCACGCUCUGAGGCCUUCUGACAUUAAAGUUGUGGCGGCCAUCGGUGAUCUGGAGCCCCCUCCAGUCUUGGGGAUGGGCAACCCGGAGAAGCAGGAAUGGACUGAAGACAGGCCACAGCCGGCAUGCGCGGGAGCUGUGACAGUCCUUGCAGACAUCAUCAGACACUUCAAUCCUUCUGUUCUGCCGCCCAUUUGCCCUCCCGGGAAGAGGGCUGGACCCCACGCCAGGGUGGACGACUUGCAGGCCCAGGCUCGGGAGCUGGCCAGGAGCAUGAAGGAGAACCCGCAACUUGACUUUCACCUAGACUGGAAGCUCAUCAAUGUGUUCUUCAGUAACGCCAGCCAGUGUUACCCGUGUCCCUUGGCCCAACAGAGUGGAUUGCCCAUACCUGGCGUGGACAGGCUGGCGGGCGUGCUGGACUUCCUGCAACGGGAGGUCCCCAGGGCCUUUGUGAACCUGGUGGACCUCUCCGAGGUGGCAGAAGGCUCCCGCUGGCAUCAGGGUACUCAGCCCAGCCCCGCACUGGAGCCCUGCAGCUGCUCGGGGGACACCUCCAGGCUGGCCAGGGUGGUGAUGCAGUGGUCCUACCAGGAAGCCUGGGAGCGCCUCCUGGCUGCCAGCACCCACAACGCCCAGGAGGCCUUCGCUGUGGUCUUCCAGCCUUUCUUCUACGAGUCCUCCCCGUCACCAGCCUCGGGGGAGCCCCUGCUCUGGGAUCCCUCCAUGCUGGCCUGGAGCCUCUGGAACAGGAUGAUGGAGCCCGCAGGACAGAAAGAACCCUUCAGUGCAGAGAAGGGGAGGCCAGUGAAGUGUCCCUCUCAGGAGAGCCCCUACCUCUUCACCUACCGGAACAGCAACUACCUGCCCAGACAGCCAGGGCCCCACGGGAAGCCCGAGGUGAGAGAAGGAACAGAAAUCAGAUGUCCUGACCAGGACCCCUCCGACACGACCCCCACCUCAGUUCACAGGCUGAAGCCGGCUGACAUCAACGUGAUCGGAGCCCUGGGCGACUCACUCACCGCAGGCAACGGGGCCGGGUCCACUCCUGGGAACAUCUUGGACGUCUUGACUCAGUACCGAGGCCUGUCCUGGAGCGUCGGCGGCGACAGCAACCUCAGCACAGUCACCACCCUGGCCAAUAUUCUCCGGGAGUUCAACCCUUCCCUGCAGGGCUUCUCUGUGGGCACCGGGAAGCAGAACAGUCCAGGAGCCUUCCUAAACCAGGCUGUGGCGGGAUCCCUAGCUGAGGACUUGCCUGACCAAGCCAGGAGACUGGUGGACCUGAUGAAGAAUGACACGAGGAUUCGUUUUCAGGAAGAUUGGAAGCUGAUCACCCUGUUCAUAGGUGGCAACGACCUCUGUGACUUCUGCAAUGACCCGGCCCGCUAUUCUCCCCAGAACUUCACCGCCAACAUUGGGAGGGCCCUGGACAUCCUGCAUGCCGAGGUUCCCCGGGUGUUCGUGAACCUGGUGAAGGUCCUGGAGAUUGUCAGCCUGAGGGAGCUGUACAAGGACAACAGAGUUAGCUGCCCACGGCUGAUCCUCAGGUCUCUGUGUCCCUGCGUCCUGAAGUUUGCUGAUAACUCAACAGAACUCACCACCCUCAUCGAGGUGAACCAGAAGUACCAGGAGGGGACCCACGAGCUGGUUGAGAGUGGACGCUACGACACGCGGGAGGACUUCACGGUGGUCGUGCAGCCAUUCUUUGAGGAAGUAGACAUGCCAAGGACCCCGGAUGGCCUGCCCGAUAACUCGUUCUUCGCGCCUGACUGCUUCCACUUCAGCCAGAAGGCCCACGGCCAUGCUGCCAGUGCCCUCUGGAGGAACAUGCUGGAACCUGUGGGCCAGAAGACCAGGUGGCACAAUUUUGAGAAUGAAAUCAACAUUACGUGUCCUGACCAGGCCCAGCCGUUUCUGAGCACCUACAAGAACAGCGUGCAGGACCAUGGGACUUGGCUGCCGUGCAGGAACAGAGCCCCUUCCACCUCUCCCCCCACCUCAGUGCAUGCCCUGAGGCCCGCGGAUGUCCGGGUGGUGGCCGCUCUGGGGGACUCUCUCACCGCUGGCAAUGGAAUUGGCUCCAGACCUGACGACCUCCCCGACAUGGCCACGCAGUACCGAGGACUGUCGUUCAGUGCAGGCGGAGACGGCUCGCUGGAGAAUGUGACCACCCUACCUAAUAUCCUUCGAGAAUUUAACACAAACCUCACAGGCUACUCGGUGGGCACAGGUGACGCCAAUGAUACGAAUGCGUUCCUCAAUCAAGCUGUCCCGGGUGCCAAGGCUGAGGACCUUCUGAGCCAAGUCCAGAUCCUGGUGCAGAGGAUGAAGAAUGACCACGAAGUGGACUUCCACGCGGACUGGAAGGUCAUCACCAUGCUGAUCGGAGGCAGUGAUCUGUGUGACUACUGCACGGAUUCGAAUCUCUACUCCGCAGCCAGCUUCUCAGAGCAUCUCCAGCAGGCCCUGGACCUCCUGCACAGAGAGGUGCCCCGAGCCCUGGUCAGCCUUGUGGACUUCAUGGACCCCAGCAUCCUGCGGCAGGCGUUCCUGGGAGACCCAGACAGGUGCCCGAGGCAGCAGGCCAGCGUCCUGUGUAACUGCGUUCUGACCCCACGGGAGAACUCCCUGGAGCUGGCCCGGCUUAAGGCAUUCGCCCGAGCUUACCAGAGCAGUGUGCGCCAGCUGGUGGAGUCAGGCCGCUAUGACACACGGGAGGACUUCUCGGUGGUGCUGCAGCCCUUCUUCCAGAACACCCGGCUCCCUGUCCUGGAGGAUGGACGCCCAGACAUGUCCUUCUUCGCCCCAGACUGUGUCCACCCAAGUCAGAAGUUCCACUCCCAGCUCUCCAGAGCCCUCUGGGUCAACAUGCUGGAGCCACUUGGAGGCAAAACAGACACCCUGGACCUGGCAGCUGAGCUCUCUCUGAUCUGCCCCACUCAG
Carlito syrichta (Philippine tarsier) is the source of this 3117-nucleotide messenger RNA. RefSeq names its product phospholipase B1 (gene PLB1). The transcript has 44 exons. Gene Ontology annotation, molecular function: A2-type glycerophospholipase activity; phosphatidylcholine lysophospholipase A1 activity; retinyl-palmitate esterase activity. Gene Ontology annotation, biological process: phospholipid metabolic process. The record is from RefSeq and is a predicted model, not a curated record. Gene Ontology annotation, cellular component: brush border membrane. The annotation marks the transcript as partial. NCBI's taxonomy places the organism in Eukaryota, Metazoa, Chordata, Mammalia, Primates, Tarsiidae.